This is a messenger RNA of Mus caroli (Ryukyu mouse), 3789 nucleotides long. RefSeq lists its product as uncharacterized. The record is from RefSeq and is a predicted model, not a curated record. Gene Ontology annotation, biological process: regulation of immune system process; negative regulation of transcription by RNA polymerase II; regulation of cytokine production. NCBI's taxonomy places the organism in Eukaryota, Metazoa, Chordata, Mammalia, Rodentia, Muridae. Gene Ontology annotation, molecular function: RNA polymerase II cis-regulatory region sequence-specific DNA binding; DNA-binding transcription repressor activity, RNA polymerase II-specific. Gene Ontology annotation, cellular component: nucleoplasm.
CUUCCGGUCCGCCAUGCUGCAGGCUCCGCUGUGUUUCUGAGGGAGGCUUUGGUGGUUCCGGGUUCUGUGCUGAGACCAGCUGUUAGGAGCUGUGAGGAGAGCGGGCGAACUGGGAAUCCGCGCCAUGGCUGUGGUGACCUAUGAGGAUGUGCAUGUGAACUUCUCUCACGAAGAGUGGGCUUUGCUGGAUUCUUCCCAGAAGAGUCUCUACAGAGAUGUGAUGCUGGAAACCUACUGGAACCUCACUGCUAUCGGUUACAAAUUGGAAGACCACAAUGUUGAAGAAUACUAUCAAAGUUAUAGAAGACAUAGAAGGUAUAACAUCUGUCAUUGUGAAUACAAGCCUUGUGAGCAUAAGGGAUAUGGAAAGAACCAAUAUAUAUUUGCCUGUAACAAUUUUCUUCAAAUAUAUGAUAGAAUCCAAACUGAAGAGAAACCGUAUGGAUGUAGUCAAUGCAGUAAAGCCUUUGCAAAUUUCCGUAGUCUUCGAAAACAUGAAAAAAACCAUACUAGAGAAAAACCCUAUGAGUGUAGUCAGUGCAGUAAAGCCUUUGUAAGUCGCAGUUCUCUUCAAAUACAUGAAAGAACGCAUACAGGAGAGAAACCCUAUGACUGUAAUGAAUGUGGAAAAGCCUUUUCAACUCGCAGUCAUCUUCAAAUACAUAAAAGAACUCAUACAGGAGAGAAACCCUAUGAUUGCAGUGAAUGUGGAAAAGUAUUUUCACGUAGCAGCAAUCUUCUAAUACAUAAAAGAAGUCAUACAGGAGAGAAACCCUAUGGUUGCAAUGAAUGUGGGAAAGCGUUUGCAUGUCGCAGUCAUCUUCAGAAACACAAAAGAACUCACACUGGAGAGAAACCUUAUGAUUGUGAUGAAUGUGGGAAAGCUUUUGCAACUAGAAGUCAUCUUCAAAUACAUGAAAGAACUCACACUGGAGAGAAACCAUAUGAAUGUAAUCAAUGCGGUAAAGCCUUUAUAGGUCGCAGUCAUCUUCAAAUACAUAAAAGAGUGCAUACUGGAGAGAAACCUUAUGAGUGUAAUCAAUGUGGUAAAGCUUUUGCAUAUAACAGUGGUCUUCAUCGACAUGAAAUAAUUCAUACUGGAGAGAAACCCUAUGGAUGUAAUCAAUGUGGUAAAGCCUUUGCAAGUCGUAGUAGUCUUCGAAAUCAUGAGGAACAUCAUACUCUUGAGAAGCCAUAUGAAUGUACUCUAUGUGGUAAAGCCUUUGCAUAUUGCAGUAAUCUUUAUAUACAUGAAAGAUGUCAUACUGGAGAGAAACCGUAUGUAUGUACUCAGUGUGGUAAAGCCUUUGCACGUCGCAGUCACCUUCAUAUACAUGAAAGAAUUCAUGCUGGAGAGAAACCUUAUGAGUGUAAUCAAUGUGGAAAAGCUUUUCUACUUCGCAGUAGUCUUCAAAUACAUGAAAGAACUCAUACUGGAGAGAAACCUUAUGUAUGUAAUCAAUGUGGUAAAGCCUUUGCACGUCAGAGUCUUCUUCAAAUACAUGAAAGAAGUCAUACUGGAGAGAAACCUUAUGAGUGUAAUCAAUGCAGUAAGGCCUUUGUAUGUCGCAGUAGUCUCCAAAUGCAUGAAAGAACUCACACUGGAGAAAGACCUUAUGAAUGUAAUCAGUGUGGAAAAGCCUUUUCACGUCGCAGUCUUCUUCAGAAACAUGAAAGAAGUCAUAGUGGAGAGAAACCUUAUGCAUGUAAUCAAUGUGGUAAAGCCUUUGCAAGUCGUAGUAGUCUUCGAAAUCACGAAAAACAUCAUAAUAUUGAGAAACCUAAUGAAUGUAAUCAGUGUGCUAAAGCGUACAUCUCUUCCACCAUCUUUAAAUAUAUGAAAGAAACCACACUGGAAAGCACCUCUGAGUGUAGUCAAUGUGGGAAAUCCUUUACAAGUCACAGUUACUCAGUGUUACGGUAAAGACUGCAUAUUGGAGUAGUCUUCGUUAUCACAGAACAUGUCAUACUAGAGAAAUCCUAUGAAUGUAAUUGAAACAGUAAAGCUUUGGCACAUCAGUGUAAUCUUCAGAUGCAUCAAAAAAAUUAUACUGGAGAGAAACCUUAAAAUGUAAUCAAUGGGACAACACCUCUGCAUCUUAUAGUCGUCUUCAAAGGAAUGAAAGAAUUCUUAUAGGAGAGAAACACCAUGAAAUCUAAUACAUGCAGUAAGGGCUUGCACAACAAGCAUAUUUUUCCUACUGAGUCAUCUCACUGGUGCUUAUGUAAGAUUAGUAGAACCAUUUCAUCCUUAAAACACUGUCUUCUUCUUAGAUUGUAUACAAAGUGUUACCGAAGUAGAGAAGAACACAGAAAAACUUGAAUAAUAAAACAUACUUUCAAAUGAAAAUGAUAUUUAUACUGCCAUCCAUUUUUGUGGGUUAUCUUAUCUUAUUCUGAGGAACAAAUACUUGUUCUUAACACUUUAUCAGAACCACAAAUUAGUCCAGAGAAUGUCCUCAGUGAGUGAGGGAAGCUGCAGUUAAGGCUGAUGAGGUCAUCAUCUGGGAGACCCAAAGUCCUCAUGUGAGUUCAUUUUCCUCUCUGUUUCCGAUGUGUACUACUGUUUCUAAUGUGUGCCAUUGUAGGUGAAGCUAGUGGUCUCCAAUAGAGGCCUGGUGAUUCAGUUUUGGGAAAUUUGGUCAUUUGCAAAGGCACUGUGACCGAGCUGCUCAAAAGGUCUCAGAUCUCAAAAUAUCUGGUGCAUUAAUUGUGAGAAAUAUUGUACUUGGUUCAUAAAACAUUUGUUCAGGGUCAAAGCAUCUCUAAGGGUAAUGGCUUUUGUUAAUAUAAACCAGAAAAACAGCCUAGGCUUCCAGAUGUGUGCAGGCAAUGUGGCAAGGCUUGCCAUUGGACCCCUAAGUGUAGGUCCAGCAGAGAUAUCCUAGGCAAUUUUCUUAUCAUUGAAAAAUGCAAGACCUGGUCUGAGGUUUUGCAGCCAAAAAGUACGAGGUGUGUGUUUCUUGUAAGCCAUGAAAUAAUAAUCAGGCAGAAAACCUUCAAUUAAUAUUGAGGAUCUAGUGCAUGCUAAAGUACUGCUGCAUGUGCUUCUAGUGCAAGUACUGCUGUAGACUUGGCCAUAUAUAAACAUCUUACUCUAUCCCCCAAAAUUUAAUGUUACAAAAUAUCUACAGGGUUUAUGGUCCUUUACCUGCUAGGACAGUAGGAAUGACUUAGGAAAGGCGUGGAUUGACUUUCCAAAGGUCCAUUGUGCAUCCAGGAAUUAUAGAUGAAGAUUUCAAAGAGGAAAUUAAAAUUAUGGCCUAUGUAAAAAAUGAGAUGCAUUUUAAUGCAGGUGAUGAUUGCUCAGCUGCUACUGUUUCCCUGUAUCAAAGCCAGACCUGCACUAGUAGAAAGAACAGAAGAGGUUGAAAGUACUGGAAAACAUGUGUUCUGGUGAACAGUUGUUUAUGACGAGAGGUCAAAAUUAAAAUAGCAGGUAAGUGGUAUUGAAAUAGAAGGUUUGGUGGGUACAGGAGCAGAUAUAACUAGUAUUUCACAAAGGUCUUGGAAUUCAUAGUGACCCACUUUAAAAAGUUUAUACACAGUUUCUGGGAAUUGGGAAGUUAUUAAAAAUGAAGUGUGAGAUGGCUUAAAUGUGUGGGACCAGAAGGUCAAAUAGGAAAGUUAAGACCUUAUGUGGCUGAUACACCCAUACAUUUAUGGCAAAUGGAUCUUUUACAACAUUUGGGUACUCAGUAUAAUAUUCCUGCAUUUCCAGAGAGCACCCCUGAUGAAACUAGGGGUGAGAUGGUAGAUGUUCCUGGGGAAGGCAUUGAUACACACACA